Messenger RNA from Myripristis murdjan (pinecone soldierfish), 2518 nucleotides. Its product is annotated as butyrophilin-like protein 1. Lineage: Eukaryota; Metazoa; Chordata; Actinopteri; Holocentriformes; Holocentridae. The coding region runs from base 160 to 1032 and encodes 290 amino acids. Gene Ontology annotation, biological process: negative regulation of T cell proliferation; immune response; cell surface receptor signaling pathway. The record is from RefSeq and is a predicted model, not a curated record. The transcript has 7 exons. Gene Ontology annotation, cellular component: external side of plasma membrane.
GCAUCAAACCGGAGGACAAGUUGCAUUGGUCAUUAGUCAUAAGGAAACCGAAAGUAAGAUAAUGAGCCAGAGCCAGUGAAACCAAGAGUCAUACAAGAGCCGCCAGCCGACAACGGACGGUCCGUUCCCCUCGCGGAGGAGCAUGCAUGGACUGAGAACAUGGCUUCACUUGGCAUCCUCUUUUUGUUUCUGAGUCUCAUCUGCAUCAGUGCUGGAAAUGCUUACUCUUUUGUAAAUGUGCAUUGUAAAUCGCAGACCCGCGGACAGCAUGGCCAACAGUCAAUGCUGGAUUGUGUUGUCAACAUGGCAAAAGAAGCAGCAGAUGCAGAGAUCACACUGGUCAUUUGGAAGAAAUCGGGAGAUCAAAAACCCUUAGUAUUUUUUCACAAUGGUGAAUUGACAUCAGUGCCACGUUUUCAGCUUGCCCAGCCCUCUUGGACCAAAAAGAACAUGAAUGUGUCUUUGCUCAUCAAUGGCACUACACCCAGUGACAUUGGUGAGUACGAGUUGCAAGUGGUGACCACAAGUGGUGACAGUUCCAGCAAGGCCCGCCUCAGUGUGACAGCCAAAUACAACGAACCAACUGUACGCUCCAACCCUGAAAAAGAUAUCCCUCCAAAUACCGAUGUGACACUUUUCUGUAGCUCUGAUGGUGGUUUCCCACAAGGCAAACUUCGCUGGUUUGAUGCAGACAACCAUGACUGGACAAGCAGCUCUGAGAUGGAGGUCAAGCAGACAGCUGACAAUCUGUUUCAACUCUCCAGUAAGCUGACUCUGUUGAAAGGCUCUGUUUUCAGCAAGUACACAUGCACAGUGCUCAGCGCCAGUGGAACCAAAGAGGGAGAGACCAAAUUUGAAGUCCCGCUCACUCCAGUGAAGGAAGGACAAGAGUCAUCGUUGGCUUCAGCAUCGAGGGUGGUUGCUCCUGUGGUGGUCAUCGGCUCGCUGAUCGUAGGCCUUCUGAUGGCACUGCUGUUUUUUAAAAAGCGCAAUCAGCGUGGACAUCCAGUCCCACAAGACCAAGAUGUUUAGAAUGGCUCACAAAUAAACCUGUGACAUGAAAGACAUCUUCCUUACUGGCAACCACUGAAACAAACAUCUUCCUUGUCUGGUGGCAGGAAUCAUUUCUACUUCCUUUUAUGUCCCUCUGCUUUGAAAAUCAUGAUGGAUGUAGCAAGAUUAUAAAUCUGUAUCAGUGUUUUGCAUCAGAGGAAUGUCUCGACUGACUCAGUUCAACAAGUGAACACUUGUUUGGACUGAAUUUCAGUCCACAAGAAACAAGGGCAACUUGAGCGACGUAAUCAGUAGGUCUCCCAUCCGGAGUUUUAAAAGUGAUUUAUGACAGCUCAAAACACAUAGUUAUUAUUGGAAGGAAAAUUGUUUCACUGUAGCUCUUGUCCGAUCUUUUUGUUUUGUCGUUCACUGUGGGACCUCUUACACUGUCUCAGUUUCUAAUCACAGAUACUUCAGGGAAGAGAAACCAUGCAGUCAAAUGUCACAGAGGUUUUUGAGGACACUGAAACUGUCAAACUUGUGGAACUCUCUCUCUCUUUUUUUUUUUUUUUGUACUGGUCCACUCCACGUGUCCACUUGUCCUACAUCAUGUAUACCACGUAUAACUCCUCAUGUCAUAUAUGUUUUUAUCAAGGUGUGAUGUGUAACUCAUGCUCAUUUAAAUGUGUGUAAUUCAGUGCCGUAGGUGAAAAGAGCUACUGAAAUAUUAUUACUUUGCGAAUAUCUUGCUUAAGUAGAAGUAGCACUAUAAAAAUCUACAUGAAUAAAAUGAUUCAUAUCCUAUCACUAUAUGUCACUAUCUUACAUAUAGUUACAUUGAAACUACACAAAAAUUUGGAAAAUAUAAUAAAAGUGUACGAGCAAAGUAAAGUAUGUCUCCAAUGGUUAUGGAGAGUUGACAAAAAUUCAUCCUGUAAUGGAUGUGAUUUAAAAUGUAGCAAAGUGUUGUUCUUCAGCAAAAGAUGUACUUAAGAGUAAAAUUUGUUGCUUUUAACAAUGACAACCGUCAGUCCAAAAUGUAGCCCUGUUUAAGAGACCAUUCAUGCACAGAAAAAAAUUCAGUUCCUCUUUGCAGAGAACAGAAUAAAUCUCUCAUCAAAUAUGAUAUUGCUUCCGUGUUUUGACAUGAUCAUCAGUUUUCACUGUGUUGAUAAAGCUGUCAGUUAUAGGAGUGCAAAGGCCAAACACACUGAGUUCCUUUAAACUGUGUGAUAGUGUUUAUGUAACUUUUGGCUGAGCCUGAUGUUUUUUUAACAGAGUUCAUUGUUUUUGGUUUCACUCUUCUUUGCGGAUUGUUGCGGAUUGUCUCUUUUUGAAGGGAAUGAGGGCCUAUUAUUCCUGAGCUUGAGCACUGAUCUGCUUGUUGCUGGCAACAUUAUCGCACCCAUCAGAAUAGCACGGGACCUAAAAAGAUUUCCUGGGAAGAUGGGAUUUUUUUUUUUUUUUUUUUUUUUUUUUUUUUUUUGCAUAUAGUCCAUACGGAAGCAAAUUUUGAAUAGUAGAC